AAAAUUGGUAGGAGACGUGUGGAAGAAAGCAAGUCUCCCGGGUAUUUCAGCACUUCGGCAGAAACACUGAGGCAAUCUCAUUGCCAGCCGCGGGGGUGGCUGGCACAAACAGCCCAAGAUUAAACGCGGCGCCUGGGCUGGCGAGGUCGGGGUCGUGAGGUAACUCUCCAGGUGCUCCUCGCUGGAUCGCGGGGUCCCAGCCCCGCCGCCGCGCCCCGCCCAGCUCUGUCCCCGCAGCCUCGCGGGCUGCCGGGCUUUGUGGUUCGCCCGUGCCACUGGGCCCCUGCUGGGGGUGUCGUUACGAGCAUGUGCAGACAGCAGCCCAAGCCUUCAGGAUAAUUCCUUCAGCAGCACCGCUGUAACAGAGUGUGACGAAGAUCCAGUCUCUCUACAUGAAGACGAGACUGAUUGCUCCAGUCUCAGAGAUGAAAACAAUAAAGAGAACUACCCCGACGCAGGGGCUCUGGUAGAGGAGCACGCACCACCCUCUUGGGAGCUGCAGCAGCAGAAUGUAGAGCAGACUGUGCUGGUGGACAGCGUAUUGAGACCCAGCAUGGGCAACUUCAAGUCCCGGAAGCCCAAGUCCAUCUUCAAAGCCGAGAGCGGGAGGAGCCACGGAGAAAGUCAGAAUACAUACCAUCCUUUAAUGUUCUAGAAUUUUUGAGCUGAAUGUUACAGUCGAUUCUAAACAGAGUGAUGAAGCUUAAAUGGGCAAAGGAGACAGAGCAUGUGGUAUCCAGCCAGUCAGAGGGUCAGGUGAGAGCAGGAACACCAGCUCAUGAGAGUCCACAAAACAAUGCCUUCAGGCGCCAAGAAACAGUGCAACUUCAACCAAGAAUAGACCAGAGGACUGUCAUUUGGCCAAAGGAUGCUUUUGAAACUCGGCAGGACUUAAAUGAGGAUGAAGCUGCUCAGGUGCAUGGAGUCAAGGACCCAGUGCCAGCAUCGACUCAGAGUGUGCUUGCUGAUGGGACAGAUUCUGCAGACCCCUCACCAGUCCAUAAAGAUGGGCAGAAUGAGGCCGACAGUGCACCAGAAGACCUCCAGUCUGUGGGGACCAGCAGGCUGCUCUAUCACAUCACUGACGGUGACAACCCACUGCUGUCACCACGAUGCUCCAUCUUCAGCCAAAGCCAGAGAUUCAACUUAGACCCUGAGUCAGCCCCAUCUCCACCCAGCACUCAGCAGUUUAUGAUGCCGCGGAGUUCUUCACGCUGCAGCUGUGGAGAUGGCAAGGAGCCACAGACUAUCACCCAGCUCACCAAGCACAUCCAGAGCCUCAAGCGGAAAAUUCGGAAAUUUGAAGAAAAAUUUGAACAAGAAAAGAAAUACCGGCCUUCACAUGGUGACAAGACUUCUAAUCCUGAAGUCCUGAAAUGGAUGAAUGAUUUGGCUAAAGGUCGUAAACAGCUCAAAGAACUAAAGCUAAAGCUGUCAGAAGAACAAGGGAGUGCUCCUAAAGGUCCACCUAGAAACCUGUCCUGUGAGCAACCCACAGUCCCCAGAGAAAAUGGGAAGCCGGAAGCUGCGGGCCUAGAGCCAAGCUCCUCUGGAGAAGAGACUCCAGAUGCUGUUUUGACAUGCCUGAAGGAGAAAAGAGAGCAACUUCCUCCCCAGGAGGAUUCUAAGGUAACUAAGCAAGACAAGAACCUCAUAAAGCCGCUUUAUGAUCGAUACAGAAUUAUCAAGCAAAUCUUGUCAACGCCUUCCCUUAUUCCAACAAUUGAGGAAGAGGACUCUGAUGAAGACCAUCCACAGGGAAGCCAACAACCUUCUUUGCCAGAUCCAGCAUCUCACCUUCCUGUUGGUGACCACCUCACCUACUCUAAUGAGACUGAGCCUGUUAGGGCCCUUCUACCAGAUGAAAAGAAAGAAGUAAAACCACCAGCUCUCUCCAUGUCUAAUUUACAUGAGGCUACCAUGCCUGUACUUCUUGACCAUCUCCGAGAAACCAGGGCUGACAAGAAGAGACUGCGGAAAGCCUUAAGAGAAUUUGAAGAACAGUUUUUUAAACAAACAGGAAGAAGUCCACAAAAGGAAGAUAGGAUACCAAUGGCAGAUGAGUAUUAUGAAUAUAAGCACAUAAAAGCCAAACUGAGACUAUUAGAGGUCCUCAUCAGCAAGCAAGAUGUGGCCAAAACUAUUUGAGGUUCAGGAAAUGUUAUGAUCACUUUCACCCAUGAUAUAAAGUAAAGUUUAUUUUCCUCUGCCAUCCUUGCUAAGCAGUUUUGACACAGUGAAAAUGGAAGCACUUUAGUGGUAGUAUUAGCUGUUUUCAAGAAGGAAUAGCAAGUUUAAUUACAUACAUGGAGAAGGGAUUUAAAUCGGGGGAAGGAUACAACAGGUAGCCAUAUAAUUGGGAAAAAACUCAGUGUCCUCCAUGCCAAGCAGAAAACUCAUAGUCAAUACAAGUAUUUUUAAAAAUGUCUAAUAUUUUAUCAAAUCUAAAUAACAUGGCUAGGAUGCUUGUUAGGGAAAGUUUAUUUAGUAUCCAAGGAUUGUUUAUGUUGAUGUAUGGAAAAGAGCAUGAUUUUUAAAAAUCAAUCAGAGAAUCAGAGAAAGAAAAGAAAUUCUGCUUUUCAAGUAGGAAGGAAUGUACCUAGCAAGAAAGUAAUUUAUUUGAAACUUCUAAUGGAUUUUUGAGUGAUAAAACAUUUACUACCUUGUCCCUUAAGUCUGCUAGGCUCUCAGUACCCUAAAAUAACCUAGAUUGUGUUACUGCUAUUUUUUUUAUUUCUCUAUAAAAAUAAUACAUUAUUUUAUCUGUUAUUUGAAAUUUUACAUUUCUGGUUACCAAAGUUCAUUCUGAUAGCAUGUACUUUGUGAAUUAUUAUCUUUGUCUAUAACUGACAGAUGUUUAUAUUAAAAUAAAAUAUUGUAUUAAAAAUUUAAAAUAGGUAUUUUGGAUAGAUAUGUGUCUGCAGUAUAUAAUCUAAUAUGUCCAUAGUAUUAUUGCUAAUCUUUUUGUUUACUAUAAGAUGAUAUAACUAUUUUUUCAUUGGGACUAUACAUUUUUCUUAGUGUUCCAACAUCUAUACUUUGUAAAGUCAAAACAUUUCCCAUGAGCUGUAGUUAUUCUUCCUUCUGUACAAAAUGAAAGGUUUGGAAAUUGCCCUGAUACCUUGAAAAAGAAGCCAGAAUAUUUAUUUGCUUCAUCAACUUUAGUGUAUAUCAUUUUGUGUUAUUUUAUACUAAAACAUGUUUAUUAUUUUCAUUUUUGUAAAAGGAAGUAAAAGGUCAACAUUUUCUCUCAUGUACCAACCUUGUUUGUAUUUCUAUUUUCUGUAACGUUUAAGUAUGAUGUUGAAGAAAUUCACAUUUUCUUAUAGUUUGGAUGGGAAUACUAUUGACUAUUUCAGAAACAGACUAUUUCAGAGGCUUAUUGUUUUCUCUGUAUUUACCUAAUAUUUUAUAACUUUUAUGAAUCAGAAUAAUGUCCUUCAUACAUUUGUUUAAUUGAAGUCAUCUACUUGUAACAGGACAGAUACACAACUAUUUGAGGUUUACAAAUUACAUCUUUGAUAAGGGAAAUGGUUUCGUGACAUGUACACAAUUGCUAUUAAAAUGUAACUCUAUAUAUUCUAUAUGAUUGUAAAUAUUUUAUACAACAAUACAAAUAAAAUAUUUUUCUAUUAUAUUUAUUAUGUU
Molecule: messenger RNA, 3648 nt
Organism: Piliocolobus tephrosceles (Ugandan red Colobus)
Lineage: Eukaryota; Metazoa; Chordata; Mammalia; Primates; Cercopithecidae
Gene: FAM13C
Product: family with sequence similarity 13 member C
Exons: 16
Coding region: 670-2148 (492 amino acids)
Source: RefSeq, a predicted model, not a curated record